Messenger RNA from Polistes dominula (European paper wasp), 588 nucleotides. It is a transcript of the gene RpLP1, whose product is annotated as ribosomal protein LP1. Gene Ontology annotation, cellular component: ribosome; cytosolic large ribosomal subunit. The record is from RefSeq and is a predicted model, not a curated record. Lineage: Eukaryota; Metazoa; Arthropoda; Insecta; Hymenoptera; Vespidae. Gene Ontology annotation, biological process: translational elongation; cytoplasmic translation. Gene Ontology annotation, molecular function: protein kinase activator activity; ribonucleoprotein complex binding; structural constituent of ribosome.
CGUGACAUCCGCUUACCGCCUUCCCUUCUGUUCCUUUCCAUCAGCCCAACGUUAUCCGUGUGCUUGUUCUCUCUUGCGGAGCUAAGGCCAAAUCGGCGACUUGCACUAAUAUUAAAAUUCAUCGAGUCUAAAUAAUUUCAAUUAAGAUAAUAAACAUGUCUACGAAGGCUGAGCUCGCUUGCGUUUAUUCCGCUCUUAUUCUCGUUGACGAUGAAAUCGCCGUAACGGGUGAAAAGAUUCAAACAAUUUUAAAGGCUGCCAACGUGGAUGUAGAAUCCUACUGGCCUGGACUUUUUGCCAAGGCUUUGGAAGGAAUUAACGUAAAAGAUCUCAUCACUAGAAUUGGAUCUGGUGUUGGUGCUGCACCUGCUGGUGCUGGUGUUGCUGCUGCUGCAGCUGCACCCGCUAGUACGGAAGCUGCCCCAGCUAAGGAAGAAAAGAAGAAAGAAGAACCUGAAGAAGAAUCAGACGAGGACAUGGGUUUCGGUUUGUUCGAUUAAACUCAGGGAUCGCAUUAUGUUGGUCCAUUCCUCUUUUAUGUACAGUUAUAUUGUACAGUGAAUAAAACAUUUUAAAAAUUGAAAAUUA